This is a messenger RNA of Eriocheir sinensis (Chinese mitten crab), 820 nucleotides long. RefSeq lists its product as uncharacterized. NCBI's taxonomy places the organism in Eukaryota, Metazoa, Arthropoda, Malacostraca, Decapoda, Varunidae. The record is from RefSeq and is a predicted model, not a curated record. The coding region runs from base 62 to 637 and encodes 191 amino acids. The transcript has 2 exons.
GGAACCCUGCACAGGAGUCGCCUUCUUGAGCACCGCAAGGACCAACACGAGGAGCAGCACCAUGUUGAGGAUUGUGGUCACAGUGGCGAGCCUGGCAGCGGUGGCGGCGGCGGCGGCUUUGCGGAGUCACCCGAGAGUAGAGAUCGAGGAGGACGCAGUGUCGUUGCCGUUCCUGAAGGACCUGCCGAAACCGUGGGUUCUGGGGCAGGUCCCUCCGCCGGGCUGGAAGAAGGAGCCCACGACGCGUCCCCCCACCCUGAAGGAGGUCACGGUACCCAAGUACUACUACCCCUACUUCGGGUCGCCGGCCCUCAAGUACCGCCUCAGGACGGAGGGGUCGGGCGUGGCGGUGCACCCCGGCGGCGCCACCUCCUUCGUGUCCCCUCAGGUGCACGGCGUCGGGAAGCGCUCCACGAAACCCUCAGCCUCAGUGAUCGUGCGGCGGAGCCCUGUGCCCCUGCUGCCCCCUUACGUGUACGACCCCUGGCGCUACCCAUACUACCCCCGCCCCCACUACCGCGCCCUCGUCUACCCCCCGUCCCCCUACCCGGCCAGCAGCUUCGUCUACCACAGACAAACACACAAACGGUCACCACUCACCUCGGAGUCUGAACACGGCUACAGCUACGGGUGGUGAGUGGCGGGGCGGGGUGGGGCAGGGCGGGGCAUGGCGGGUCGGGGCGGGACAUGGGAGCACCUUGGCAUUAGAGGGACGAGGAGUAACCUGUGAUAGGCCGGCGCCACUCCGCUGGUUUUUUGCAGAUGUUUGCACCGUCUCUCCUACACGUUGUUCAUUGAUCAUAUUAUAAUAAAGGUUAUA